GCGCGCUCGACGCUAUCGCACUCGCAGGCUGAUCAAGUUGGCCUGCCUCCGCCGCCUUCGAAGCCGAUAGAAUUCGACUCCAACCCCGACGUCAUCGCCCUCAAGUCCGCCAUCACUGUGCUGCAGAUGCAGAAGAUGCGCGCGAUGGCCGACAUCCAGGCCCUCAGCCAGAUCAAGAACGACGCCGUGGAGCACCCAGACGAGUUCGCCCGCGACCUGGCCAUGGGAAAAGUUGGCCAGGGAGCGCAACCCGACGACGAGACGACCCGCGCAUGGGUGGCGCAGCCGAUACCAAAGCCCCAGGACGUGGUCCGCUGCCCGCCCAUCAACUGGUCGCAGUACGCAGUCGUCGGCGAAUCUCUCGACAAGCUACACGCCGAACAGGUCAGCCGGCCUACGCAGGGCACGCCGGCUACCAUUGGGACUGGAGGCAUGUAUCAGUUCAAGGGUGGAGAUGGCAAGCAAGAAGAAUAUCCUGGCGUGGCAGCUCCGUAUGCGCCGCUCAAGGACAAGAUUGAAAAGAAG
Trichoderma virens Gv29-8 is the source of this 525-nucleotide messenger RNA. RefSeq lists its product as uncharacterized. The transcript has a single exon. The annotation marks the transcript as partial. NCBI's taxonomy places the organism in Eukaryota, Fungi, Ascomycota, Sordariomycetes, Hypocreales, Hypocreaceae. The record is from RefSeq and is a predicted model, not a curated record.